CUUGGUAAAAUUCAAUUUGGAUAGCUUCCAUCCAGGAACACAUAGAAAAGUUUAUCAGCCUCAUCAGCCUCGACAAGUCUUUCUAUCAGUGCCUAUCACACGUAUUCAAAAUUCAUCAUCAUGGAAGGGUUAGUUGUCUAGCUACUUUCUAGCUGUCUGGCUAUCAUACGUAUUUCAACUGGGAUCUACUAACUAUAAUCAAAUAGACUUACCCCCGCCGAGCAAAGAGAAUUCCAAAGCCGCAUGGAAAGGAAGCAAAUGAAAGAGUUUAUGGGCGUAAGUCGAUAUUCUAUGUAUUGUCAUUUUUCACGCUCAACUGUGCAAUCUUGCAAAUAUCCCAAGCUGGAAUAUGUACCGGAGACAAUGGGGGACGGGCCAUUACACUCCACGCCGCACUUCAUGUGUCCGCGGGGGAAGUCUAAAAUUCUACUUGGUUUGGAUGGCUGGUAUAUUUCACCAUGUUCGCCAAGCAACAUUCUUUGUUCCUGCCAGUCUGGGAGCGCCACUCAAUCUGUCAUCUUUAACCCUAAUUCACUUGCCCACUGGAUCAAUCAUCGCAGCUCUCAUUGAGCUUCCAAAUUUUUGUGCAAAUCAUAUGGUGUUCAUGAACCUACUUUGUUAUGAAUGAGGCUGCACGGCAUAUUCUGGGAGUCUUCAGACACUAUAUUCUCAAACUGCCCAUAUAAUAAGCAGUCCUCGCACCUGCUAUAAUUCUGCACUUCUUUCCCAUACCUCGCUUCGACUUUUCCAACUCAAAGACCAACUAACAACUCUUUUCCACCACACAGAUGUUCUCCAACCUAGUUACCCACUGCUUCGAUGCCUGCGUCGACGAUUUUACCACCAAGUCCCUCAUUGCCCGUGAAACCGGUUGCGUCUCUCGAUGUGUACAGAAGUUUAUGGCGGGAAGUGAGAGAAUUGGUCAGAGAUUCCAGGAACAACAGGCACAGAUGAUGAGUCAACCUCCUCCUGGGUCGAGGUAGAUGUGGUCUAUGGUACGGCGAGGUGAAUAGUGAAAGGUGGGGGGCAAACUGGGGUUGUAAGAUAAAUAUUUGAGGAAAAAUUUUGAGGUCGAUGCAAGAGGGCAGGAUUGAUAUGAAAAUAAAUGCUGCAUUACAGAUGACGGGAAUAUAAAAUGACGAAAAAAUAUCUUCGGGGGGAAAGAUAUGUGUGGAUACUACAUGAUGGAAAAGACUUCGAAUUUUCCUCAAAUUAGCCGGAAAUGUUUCCCUGAACUUUUAACGAAGAUCAUUUUUCUGUGCA
Molecule: messenger RNA, 1263 nt
Organism: Sclerotinia trifoliorum
Lineage: Eukaryota; Fungi; Ascomycota; Leotiomycetes; Helotiales; Sclerotiniaceae
Source: the annotation of a GenBank genome assembly